Messenger RNA from Ectocarpus sp. CCAP 1310/34, 1610 nucleotides. Lineage: Eukaryota; Phaeophyceae; Ectocarpales; Ectocarpaceae. The record is from the annotation of a GenBank genome assembly.
CACUGCUGUGUGCUGUCCGUCUACGCACGACAUGAUAUCGAGGCGAGUGAUAGCGGCCAAGCCAUGGCAGCACCAUCUGGGCAAAGGGCGAGCAUGCCGGUCAUUCGCCGCGAGCGGUGGUGGGGGGGAUGGCACGCCAGCAGUCAAGGUGUUCGAUCGCACGGCGAAACGACGCCAACGGGACCGAGCCGCGGCCGCUGACUGGGAGGGAGAAUUCGACUACCUGAGGGAGCACAUCGCAAGGGUCCUCGUGGAUAGAAUAGAGGACAUCUCGAGAGAGUUUCCACGAGCGCUCGAUGUCGGAGCGCACGCUGGACACAUCUAUAACGCCAUUUGUGAAAAGCCGGGGUUGAACGGCAAGGGCGGGGUCGGGGGCGUCGAGCACUUGACGCAGUGCGACAUAUCCGAGAAGGCCUUGCUAAGGGGGGCCAGCUCCAGCCGCUCCCGGCAAGAAGAAAGUCGUAGGGGGGCAGCGGCGGGGGAGGAAGGAUCUGUGGAGGUUGAUACUUGCUGCGUCGUAGCGGACGAGGAGUUCUUACCGUUCGCCCCGGCGUCUUUCGACCUCGUCCUCAGCAACCUGGCUUUGCACUGGGUCAACGAUCUUCCGGGCGCGCUGGGGCAAAUCAAGCAGGUCCUCAAACCAGACGGGGCAUUCAUCGGUGCGAUGCUCGGCGGCUCAACGCUGACAGAGUUGCGGAGCUGUCUGCUCCUCGCCGAGCAGGAGCGUGAGGGGGGUCAGUCGAUUCACACGUCACCGUCUGCGCACGUGGCGGACUGCGGGAGCCUGCUGCAAUCCGCGGGGUUCUCGCUGCCCACCGUGGAUCAGGACACCGUUCGGGUGGGAUACCCGAACGCCUUCGUCUUGAUGGAACACCUACAGGGGAUGGGCGAGUCGAACGCCGCCAUGAACACCCGGCCACGGGUCAGCAGAGAAACCAUGCUCGCGGCAGCGGCGGCGUACCAAGAGCUGUACGGAGAAGACGAUGGCACCGUGCAGGCCACCUUCCAGGUGGUGUACAUGAUCGGGUGGGCGCCACACGAGUCUCAGCCACAGCCGAAGCGGAGAGGUUCUGGCCAGGCGAGGAUUGGAGAUGUCACCGUCACGCAGUCGAAACCCCCUGAGAUUUGAGAUAACAAGGCUACGCGGGCCAUUCAUCUGAUGGCUCUUUGCCUCCGAUUGUCGGCUUUUGCCGGCGCUGUGGGUGGGAGUAGUCGAAAGAGAAAGGGCAAUCGAUCGGCGCCUCUCUCUUAAAAAAUAUCCGUGACCGCCACUAGUGGGCACACUUGAGCGUUGAAGCAGGGUUGUUUGACGGGUUGCGGACACACCGUCACAGCAGGUGCUGUUGCGGGCGUCGCGUAUCUCAUGGAAGUGGCAGGCCAAUUCGAAGCGGUGGACCCCUCAGUUGGGAUGGCUUCGCGAAAAUGUGUACGUUCACCAUUACCCAUUUUAUGGGAUAGAAUGUGCCUUGUCGGUAUCCUCUUGUACGAAUCCCGGCGCAGUCGCGAGGGCAAUGUCCACAACUGCGUUCAGAAAUGCUCUCGGCGGCUGUUAUGUAAGAUCAAUCAGAUCACUCCCGCCAAAUUUUGAUCGAGGCAAAGCCCGCCGAAAC